CCAGUGGACGACAAUGACAAAGCUGACCUCGCAGUUUGAUGAGUGGGGGCAGCUCUACCCCUGCCUUAGCCAGCUGGCAAUCGCACUGACUUUACCAGUGUCUUACGUUAAUUGUGAGAGGGACUUCUCUGCAGUGAAACGAGUCAAAACAGACUUGAGGAGCAGACUGCAGGGAGAGCAUCUAGCCGCCUCCAUGCGGCUCUCCAUCAACUGCCCCCCCCAUCAAGGAGCUCAAUUACAGCAGGGUGUUGGAAAUCUUUUUCCAGCCCAGAAGAAUAAAGUUCUCUGACAAAGGCUGUAAUGUCAAAACAAGGUUUUUGUCCGAACCUGGAAAGAGAUUUCCAACACCCUACUUUUGUGAUUAACAUGAAUGAGUGGG
Molecule: messenger RNA, 379 nt
Organism: Salvelinus sp. IW2-2015
Lineage: Eukaryota; Metazoa; Chordata; Actinopteri; Salmoniformes; Salmonidae
Source: RefSeq, a predicted model, not a curated record